Haemonchus placei is the source of this 243-nucleotide messenger RNA. NCBI's taxonomy places the organism in Eukaryota, Metazoa, Nematoda, Chromadorea, Rhabditida, Trichostrongylidae. The record is from the annotation of a GenBank genome assembly.
GCCCGUCUUGAAGCACCUCGUAUAUGCGCUGUAGCUAAAUGGUAUGAGUCCUGCUUCGUACUCACACCAGACGGGCGCGACGUUGUUUUGAGGCGAACUUGCCAGUCAGCUUGUCCGUUAUCAGUCUGCAUUCCUUUUUCCUCUUCCUCUAGCUUUUUUCCUCUUGAUUCCUCUAGCUCGGGUACGAUUCGGUUAGGGGUGAGCUUAAAGCAACAGAGCUGGCACUGCCGGGAUCGGACGUAG